CUUAUAUAAUCUUAAAUGGGCGUUGCCUCGGCUUGAUAAUUAACGUCGUCACACAGCAUUGCUAUCUGUUUAGCAACGCAGUAGCCGCAAGUCCCUUGAGCGAUACACUUACUGUAAAUGAGUAAACAUUUAUUCAUUAGUUGUUGUUUUUUUCAAAUUAAAAUGCCAUUUGGUUUGAAGGGAUGUCUGAUUGCAUAGAAUCAACGUGCGUGCCGGUGUUUGCACACCUCACCUGUCUUAACCCCGCCCCUUUCAACCCCGAAGAGACAGGUGCAGGAACUGCACUCCUUUCACAAACGUCUCGUUCACUGAGCACACGAAGUGGAGUUUUCAGACAGAUCCUUCUCAAGCUGAUUUCUGACCCCUUUGCCUUGAUCAGAUCCCAGAAAGAAUGGACAAUCCUGGAAUCUGCAGGAAACGCGACGCUGCGAUAAAGUGGUUCACGGAGUUCCAGGUGGAUUGCGUAAUGAGGAAUGGUGUUAUUCCCGAAUGGUUUCAUGGAAUUAUCACAAGGAAGGAUGCAGAAGAUUUACUGCAGAAUAAAACUGCUGGUUGUUUCUUGAUCAGGGUCAGUGAAAGUCGCAUCGGGUAUACCUUAUCUUACAGAACUGUGGAUUGCUGCAGGCACUUCAUGAUUGAUGUGCUGAGGAACGGCCAGUAUACUAUCGUGGGAGAGGCCACGUCCUACAGAUCUCUAGACCAGCUGGUGGACUUCCACCAAAGAAUUCCGAUCCUGCCUUACAAUGAGAUUCUAACUGUUCCUUGUGGGCAGAUCUCGAAAGAUGACGCUGAUUAUACAGAGCUGCUGUUUUCAAAGAAGAAGCCCUCCAUUGCUCACAAUCAGAUUCCCCUUCCAUUACCAAGGUGCUUUCCAAACUCUCAGGCAGCUCCAGAACUCCGCUCACUCAGGGACGUGCCUCCACCCCUCCCGUCACGACAUUCACUCCACCGGUCGAGAGACCAAGACCUCAAAACUAGGGAUCCGCAACCCUCAGCUGGAUUUAAGGACGCCUUCCCUGUGAAUAGACUUUACCCCAGUCUUAACAAGGAGCUGGCUUCCAUGAACCUCCUGAAUGAUGCCAGAAUUUCAGAUGAUAAACCUGAGCACUUACCCUGGAAGAGCUUGUCAAAGAGGUCCCAGAGCACAGAGGCGAUUUUCAAAGAGGCACCCCCACUACCACCAAGGACUCUGCUGCCUCCCAGUAGGGCACAGGAGCCCGCUCCAGCAAAAAGGACUUUUCCCACGGAAAUCCCUUUGACAAAUUCCACCGCCACCGAGAGAGAGGCAAGUAAAGCCCCCGGCAGUGGGAUCUUCUCCGGCGAACGACUUUGCAAGGUGAAGAACGUCAUAAAAGAAAUGGAAAAAGAAUUCAGAACACAGAGCACCACCAUCAACCUCCUGGGUUUAAAAAAGAACUCCCUGAAAAAGAAAGGGGGAGCCGCGGAGACACCCGGACAUUCAGAGCCCUUUCAGGCAAAAUCUGCAGAGAGCUGGCCCGAUAAGACCAGUGAUUUCAACUCAGGCUUCCAGGGGACCAGCAAAGAGGCUAAAAACAUUGGUAAAGACAGUGGUAAAAAGCAGCCAGCUCUCCCACUGGAAUAUCAUCAGCCACCUCCAUUUGCCCCAGGAUAUUAUUGAUUAUUUAAAAUAAAUAAAUUGGAACCUCAUAACGUGUAACAAAACAGCGUUAAAUGUACUUCUUGUUCUGUUCAUGAGACUCAAAUGAUCAACUCUCUGGAUCACUGCUGGUUUUCACACGACAAUGGAAAAGGGAAGCCUGGACUUCAACAUGGAACUGAUCAGUUGCAUCCUGAUGAUCACGCAGGAGCAAGCAGGACACAGUUAGAUGUGACUCGGCAAUCUUCACAUAAACUCAUUAAUGUUUCCGAAAUUUACGUGCAGAUUCUGGUGUGUUAAACAGUUAUCAGAUACAAUAUUUAAUGAAAUACAUCUUAGUGUUUUAGACAUUAAAAAAAAAAACUCUAGAUGAACUAUUUGUCAGGGAAUUUUAGCUUUAAUGUAUAUUAAAAAUAAAACAAAAUGAUUUUACAAAGACAUUUUAUUUAUGUAAAUAUUAAACACACAUAUGAACUUACAAUAAAUAAUAGCAUAUAUAUAUAUAUAUAUA
Acipenser ruthenus (sterlet) is the source of this 2129-nucleotide messenger RNA. Its product is annotated as hematopoietic SH2 domain-containing protein homolog. The transcript is spliced from 6 exons. Gene Ontology annotation, cellular component: cytoplasm. The record is from RefSeq and is a predicted model, not a curated record. NCBI's taxonomy places the organism in Eukaryota, Metazoa, Chordata, Actinopteri, Acipenseriformes, Acipenseridae. The coding region runs from base 392 to 1639 and encodes 415 amino acids.